Molecule: messenger RNA, 2313 nt
Organism: Alternaria atra
Lineage: Eukaryota; Fungi; Ascomycota; Dothideomycetes; Pleosporales; Pleosporaceae
Exons: 2
Coding region: 1-2313 (770 amino acids)
Source: RefSeq, a predicted model, not a curated record
AUGGCUCACCUUACGCAUGCUCGAUCGCCUACUCUCGGUGGACACAACAACCAAGAUCGCAAACUCGUUCAUGAGGCUACCACAAACACCCAUCGCAAUCACCAGCGAUCUGCCUCUCCAGACACUGUUGGAGGCAGCACGCCCCACACCAAUGGACGCGGUGGUGACCAAUCGGCUACCGAAGGCGCUGCGGACGAAGACGACGAAGAGGACAGUAGUACUGCCAAAGACAACGAACAGGACGACGACGAGACCGAUGCAGACGUGCCGGCCUUACCCUAUAGCUAUGCUAGGGGAGGCAAGGGCAAGGGAAAGCGUCCUUCUAUCCGCAUCGAGCCUGCAGAUGACGAUGAGUCUCACGCUGAAGACGAUGACAAUGUCUCAGAGCUCAUGCCCAACAAGCAUCCAGUAAACCAGCUACUAAUGAGUAACAAGAAACGUACCUUUAGCAAUCUCUCGAGCACCUCAGUCCUGUUCGGCGACGACUCCACAGACCAAGAGUCGUUCCCCAGACGCAAGAUGGCUCGGAAACUGAGCAACGCUUCCAGCAUACCGCUGCUAACAUACAAAGAGGACGAAGAACCCCAAGUAAGCUAUGAGAACGCUAUUGAAAGCGACGAUGAAGACUACAGCGGCGUUAUGAACGUCCCUGACGAUGACGAAUCCGACAUGGAGAUGAUGGAGCAACAAGAGGAGAGUUAUAUCCUCCAAGAAGAGCAAUCAGCUACCAAUCUUCUCAAUGAGUAUCGUGAUGCUCGACGACUCAGUCUUGAGAGUUGUUUUAGCGACAACAUCUUCGAUGUUACUGCCCCACUAGACGAUGCGUUCAUGUCAGGUCUUCCUGACUACGGCUUUACUCCUUUCUUCGAGCCAGAUGCUCUGCCUGCAUCUCCUGUCCCUAUGGCUAAGAGGAAGUUCUCAGACGGCUCAGCUAAGCGCGUCCGCUUUGACGACGACGUUCAAGUAUCAGAUAGUUCCAGUUCGGAAUCUUCAGAACUCGACAGCAGUGUCUUCCCUGAUCUCUUCUUGGAUCAAGAUAAGAUUCCUCCUAGCUUGCAUCAACUUCUUGAUAUGGACUACGAUGAUGACAACGGAGACAUGGCUUCUCCGCAGUCCGAUGCGUCAUUCUGGGACUUUGAGCAAAACGAAUCACGUAUCACUCAAGUCGAUAAUUCGGAUGAGUCCGAUGGCGAGUCGUCUGGCGAAUCCAGCGGUUAUGAGUCUGACAUGGGUGAUACCACUGAUGAAGAAGACUUUGGAACCGACAUAUUACCACGCACGCCUAAGCAGUCUGUUCUACAACGACCGGCCUCAGCACCAGGCUCACGUGCUGCUACGCCCAAGCCCUUCCAACGCAGCUCCCGUCCGAUUGGCCGCCAAAUCCCGCCAACCCGUGGCAUCUUCAUUCACGACGAGACUGACCAGGCUAUCGCAGUCACUAACAGGGCUACCAAGGCUGUCUCAUUCUACCGUCCUCGCACGGUGAUGAUUCCGUGGAUUCCUUUGACCGAUUACCAAAGUAGUACGAGCGGCACUGUCAACAACAGUCCCCGGAACUCCAUUGCUCAACUCAACGCCUCCGACAGUGAGAACAGCAAUGAAGUUUUCAACAACGGUCUCAGCACCGACAUCAUGCUUAGUGGCAUCUUUGGAUCUGCCUCGGGCAAUGACUUUGCUUUUGGAAACGAAAGCAUUGGUCCUCCCGAGGCUUUCUAUCCCUUCGUAAGCAUAUCUUCCAACGGUAACAUGGGCCUCGUUGACGAAGAUGAGGAGGGUUCUUCGAGCGACGAAUACGAUGAUGACCUCAACAUCGCCGACUUUUUGGAAUUUGGCGAUUCAGGCGGAGAUACUGAUCUAGACGAGGACGAUGAGUUCGACGAUACUGAUGUACCAGCUACGCCGGCAACUUCCAGUAUGGCACAUCAUGGCUCCACUCCGGCGGCACCAGCUACCGUCACGCCUGCCCGCAAGAGAACUACAUCAGACGUCAUGCUUGAGCACUUCGAUCGCGGUGUCGUUACCGCUUUCCGCAGCAACCAAAACCGGUACCGCGAUGUAGCGUCUCUGCCAUCGGAUCCUGCGGCGCGCGCCUCCGUUUCCCGUCCUGUCCGCUCUGGCAAGUCCGCCGAAGCUUUGAUAACUCCUCUCCGAAAGCGCACCCGGUCAAACAGAGUAGCCAAGUCACCUCUGAAGAACGGCACGACCAUGAACCGCAGCUCACCUCUCUCGGGUGUCACCAAGGCUACAUCGCGGCUGCAAAACUCUGUCAUGGGCUCUCCUCGCGGACCCCCUAAGAUGGGAACAUUUUCCUGA